AUGGAACCUGACGGGAUUGGCGAACUCAAGCUACCACUGUUGCAUACAUCGGAAGCUGCUACCGCCCCUGUUAGGACCGUCACGUUCCAACUGAGCGACGUCAAGUGUUCUUCAUGCGUGAAUUCUGUCGAGGCCGUCGUCGGGAGCCUUAACGGCGUCAAAAGCGUCGCCGUUUCGCCGCUUGACGGUCGCGCCGCCAUCAAGUUUGACCCUAAGUUGGUUACUGUGAAACAAAUAAAAGGGAAAACAUCGGAUGCUUUAGGAAAGCUAACUCAACUUGUUCCUGAUAAAGCUUUUUUAGUAGAAAUUGAUACCGAAGGAAAUAUAAUCACAGAGACAGAAAUUGACACUCAACUUAUACAAAAAAAUGACAUAAUUAAGAUUGUUCCUGGGGCCAAAAUUCCUGUUGAUGGUAUUGUUAUAAAAGGGCAAAGCUAUGCAAAUGAAAGUAUGAUCACUGGGGAGGCAAGACCUGUUGAUAAAAGCCCAGGAGACAAGGUUAUCAGUGGAACCAUCAAUGAAAAUGGAUGCUUACUGGUAAAUGCCACACAUGUUGGAUCAGACACUACACUUUCUCAAAUAGUUCAACUAGUUGAAGCUGCUCAACUUGCCAAAGCACCAGUUCAAAAACUUGCUGACCAUAUUUCAAGGGUUUUUGUUCCAAUAGUGGUUGUUGUGGCGCUAAUAACUUGGCUUGGAUGGUUCAUUCCUGGGGAAGCUGGUAUUUUCCCUGAACAUUGGAUACCAACAGCAAUGGAUGCAUUUGAGCUAGCUUUGCAGUUUGCUAUUUCUGUGUUGGUUGUUGCUUGCCCAUGUGCUCUGGGACUUGCAACACCAACAGCAGUCAUGGUUGCUUCAGGCAUGGGUGCUUCUCAAGGUGUGCUCAUCAAGGGCGGAAAUGCGCUGGAAAAGGCACACAAGGUAAAAGUUGUUGUGUUUGAUAAGACUGGAACACUAACAGUUGGGAAGCCAGAGGUAGUUAGUGCAGUUCUGUUUUCUGAAUUUUCUAUGGAGGAGUUAUGUGACAUGACAAUUGCUGUUGAGGCAAGUAGUGAGCACCCGAUAGCAAAAGCUGUUGUGGUACAUGCGAAAAGGCUGCGGCAGAAAUUUGGUUCUUCCACAGAUGAAGUCCCGGAUGUGAAUGAUUUUGAGGUACACAUGGGAGCUGGUGUAAGUGGAAAAGUUGGUGAUAGAAAGGUUGUAGUUGGAAACAAGAGACUCAUGCAUGCUUGUAAUAUUCCAGUAGGUUCUAAGGUUGAGAAGUACAUAUCUGAAAAUGAAAAUCUAGCUAGAACUUGCAUUUUAGUUUCAAUUGAUGGAAAGAUUGCUGGAGCAUUCUGCGUAACUGAUCCUGUAAAGCCAGAGGCUAGACGUGUUGUAUCUUUUCUCCACUCCAUGGGCAUUUCAAGUAUCAUUGUGACUGGUGAUAACCGUGCUACCGCAAUUGCUAUAGCAAAUGAAGUAGGUAUUGAUGAGGUUUUUGCUGAGACAGAUCCUGUUGGCAAAGCUAACAAGGUGAAAGACUUGCAGAUGAAAGGAAUGACUGUGGCAAUGGUAGGUGAUGGAAUAAAUGACUCACCAGCCCUGGUUGCUGCUGAUGUUGGCAUGGCAAUUGGUGCUGGAACUGACAUUGCUAUAGAAGCAGCUGACAUAGUUCUGGUCAAAAGCAGUUUGGAAGAUGUGAUCACAGCCAUAGAUCUAUCUAGAAAGACCAUGUCACGCAUCCGACUGAACUACAUCUGGGCUCUUGGUUACAACAUUCUAGGCAUGCUAAUUGCUGCAGGAGUCUUGUACCCUUUUGCUGGAAUCAGAUUGCCCCCAUGGCUUGCUGGUGCUUGCAUGGCUGCUUCGUCUCUUAGUGUGGUUUCAUCCUCUCUCUUACUGCAGUUCUAUAAAAAACCUCUUCAUAUAGAAUCCUUUUGA
Messenger RNA from Sphenostylis stenocarpa, 1923 nucleotides. NCBI's taxonomy places the organism in Eukaryota, Viridiplantae, Streptophyta, Magnoliopsida, Fabales, Fabaceae. The record is from the annotation of a GenBank genome assembly.